Molecule: messenger RNA, 2592 nt
Organism: Dermacentor andersoni
Lineage: Eukaryota; Metazoa; Arthropoda; Arachnida; Ixodida; Ixodidae
Source: RefSeq, a predicted model, not a curated record
ACCGUUUCUCGCCAAAUUGUCUCGCCCCAGCCGAUUUCGAGGAACGCCGGGGCCAACGCUGCCCUACUGGAAGAAAACGGACCGCCGAACGGGAACCCUCCGCCACGCACACAAGGACUGCCAGGCGUCCACUGCCGCCGUGCCAGAAGCUGAGCGCAUCUUUCGGAGUGCGAAAACCUGCGUUCUUCGCCCCAUAGCAGUCGUUCCCAGCCAGACGGCAAGCACUGUUGCAGCCUCGAGCACAAGUCUCCCCUCGCCUCCGCCGUCCCCGGCAAUCCUUGGUGUCCCAUUUGUGUGUCCCAGUGGAUUGCCAGUCGAGGUACGUGGUGGCAUAAAGUCAAAACCAAUGUCCCCGUCUCAUCUUCCAAACAGUGAGGCAGCGUUUCCUGUUGAGUGGGUUGGUGAGUCUGCGGCGCCAUAUGCCGUUGCGUGGACAAGGAUACAAGGCAACGUAAAAUCGGAACCAAAUUCAUCAUGCCGUCUCUCCAAGAGCAAGGCGGUCUCUCCUUUCAAGUGCAUUGAUUCUGUCGACCCUGUGAGCCUGCCACUGUUGAGUGCAGUACCUUCCUCAAGUUUGCCAAAUGCUGACGAUACUGGUCUCGCUUUGCUCGUCGAGCCAAGCCCACCGAAUCGCCACUGCAUGCCUUCGGUGACCCCUGUGCAAAAAAAGUUUGCCACGAGAACUUCACCACAUGGAAGUCCAGACUGCGCAGGCGAUGGGUGCACCGACAGUGACGAGUCGAUGACCAUCGCCUCGACACCCACGGUCAGCGAGUCCGAUUCGGAGUCUGGACUCGACUCAGAUUCCGGCAUCAACGAGGGUGCUCCUAGCAAUAUGGCAGAUAAAAGUGGGUCGCAGGGCAGUCUCGAGUCCAGCUGGCUCGCCAGGAAGCGUCAUCUAAACAAGCACGCGUCGGCACGAUACCGGCGAAAUAAAAAACAGCGGCUCAGCAAAAUUGAACAAGAACUCGCCAAGCUUUCAGCAAGGAAUGCCAAGCUCCAGUUGCAGGUAAAGUCCGCCGAGGCUGAAAUAUCCUUAAUGAAGGGUGUGUUGGUGGAUAUAUGUAGAGCUAAAGCUCCCAUAAAUCUGUAUGUCAUCACUUCAUCGAAUGACACGUGAAGUAUGUAUAUAUAUAAAUACUUAAGCACAAGUGCUUUUUAUUGUAACACUUCAACUCAAGUGAGAUGCCAAUUCAACAGCAAGUGUUGAAGGUCUAUUCCUCUUUAUAUACCUGUUUCUGUUAGUUGCAGGAGCCACUACUGUGCCAGCUAGUAGUAGUCAAGGGUAUGAAAAAAAAAGAUCAUCUGGUGAGGGAAGGUCGCAGUAGAAAAAGAGUACACUCACCAACUCAAAAUAAAACAUAUGUUGACAUUUUCAGCGUCUUAAUCGCAAAAGGAAAUGUAUAUUGGUGAGUGUAUGCUUUCCUCUACUAUCACCUAGUAGUGUUCAGUUGAAGCACUAGAACUGGAGUCGAGGUAUGAAGAACCAGCUUGCCUGUUAUGUGACUUGCAGCAGUGCUUAAAGCCUCCCUUCAAUUGAGGGGAAUCUCCCACACAUACCUGUGUAGGCUGCUCAUAUGUAUAUCUGUAUACGUGAUGUAUGUCUUCAUAUAUGUAUGUAUUCAGAUACCUACAUAAGGUACAUAUGUAUGUACUUGUACUAUGUAUAGCCAAUUGCUGGGUGAAAAAAGGCUAGAUCCCCUGGUAGUUGAGCCGAGCCCUCUCACUAUAAACCCCCGAUUUGCAGGUUUUAACGAGGGCACGCUGUCAAGAGAAAAAAAAUAAAAAGGUAGAUGCAGGACAAGGGCGAACUCGUAGCUGAAGUUUAUUUACAACAGACAACAUACAAAAGAAACAAGCAAGGUGUGCAGAUCGCACCUUCCUCUCUCCGUGUAUGCUUGCCAAAACCUGCAAGUAUGAACUAGCCUUGCCUGGCAGCAGCACAUUUCUUUUGUGCUACAGAAUUAGUUAUCUUGGCAGAGCAAGUUGUUGGGCGAGUUUGCACAUGUUUGUGGAUACAAACAUGUGCAGACUAACAUGAAGUAGUAAAAAAGCAAGGAAAGAGACGGGACAAGUUGUGAGUGAGGAUUUGUCCUGUAGUCUGUUUUUGUACUGCUUCGUGGUCCUCUUUUCGUAUUUGCGAUUAUCUUGCGAGUGAGAGAAGCAUAAUUGGUUAUGAGAAGUGAAAAAAAAAAAGUUCCCUAGAGUGUGCCAGUUCCUCGAUGAAUUUGAAUGAUGAUGAAUGAUGCUAAUGCAACUCAGCAGCUACUUCCCAUAGGCUGUUAAUGUGUUCUAGUUUGUUGAGCUCGCAUUGUACGUACACCUCUCACAGCCUUCCAGAAGUGAUGUUUUAAUGUUUAUAGGUUUGUUGUGUCACUUGAAAAUAUACAUUUGCAUUUUGUCCGUCAGCAUCUGUGUAAGUCAUCGUUUUUUUCAUCUUUUGUAAGACAUUUUUUUUUUUGUGCUGAUUGCACCCCACCCCUCACCUUUUUUUUUUUUUUUUGCUCAGUAUGUCUAUUUCUAUACACUCCUGUGACAUCCAUGCUAUGUGCAUAAAUGGAAUAAAGGCAUGCGUUUGAACAUGUGCUUUAA